AUGGAAAUACCACAACAGGUCAGUGGCAGGUCCAGACAGCUGCAGUUGAUGGAUGGCGGAGCUUCCCCACAGCAGAAUUGCAUGCUGCUCACCCGUCUAGUCUCCUGCAUACAUGCACGCUUCUUGACACCAUUUCCAGAACUUGCGCAACCCAUGAGCGAUGAUCCUUGCCCGGCAGAAAAGCACUCUGUUACAAUAUCAAUGCAAUGCGGCGGAGUCCUCCAUGGGUCCAACCCGGACCGCUCCGGCCACAGGAACCUGGCAGGUCUGUCUGUUUUACCACACACACAAAAGAAGGACAUUAUUGGGAGUCAUCGUCACGUCAAGACCGAGAUUCUAAAGCGUCACGGCCACCUCUCACCAAAGGCCAGGCUAAGCCUAAUGACGCCAAUCGAGAUGACGUACCAAUUGUGGACUGCAUUUGUAAACCCUGUGGCCAUAAUACCAAAGUUUGUUCUCAAUCUGUUAUAUGCCUGGAAGGCCACAGCCUUGGCCCAACAAGGGUACGAAAAGAACAAGCAGUCCGCUUUCCAACUCAUUCGGAACGAGGGCCGUGUCCUCGUCCUUCCGAAAUCCUUGCUUGAGGAGCUGAGUCGUCUGCCGCCCAACAUUGCCGAGCCCACAGCCGCAUUGGAACGUGACCUUGUCGGGUCUUUUACUGGUAUCGAUUUGAUACUGGAAAGCAGGCUACACCACUCAAUCGUACAGCGAAAGCUGACGCCACGCCUCUCUCUCCUUCUACCCCGGAUGGAAAAAGCGACUACAGCAGCCUUCAAAACCUAUCUGCCUCUCAGCGAUGAUUGGGUCGAGUUUGAACCAUACAAAGAAUUUAGCUACAUCUCUGCUCGACUCGGUGCCGAGAUCAUAGUUGGACCGUCCUUCUCUGACAACCCCAAGUGGCUGCACAUUGCGGUUGAGUACACGGAAAAUUUGUUCAGGACUGUCGUGAUCUUACGCUGUUUCCCAACAUGGAUGCGCCCGAUGCUAUCUCGUUUCCUUCCCUCGUACUACAGGGGCUGGGCACUUCUUUACAAGGGCAAGAGACUGUUGGGCCCUCAGAUCCAAACCCUCCUAGACAAGAACGAUAGAGGGGUGUGGCAGCCAUCAGAUGAGAAUCCGGACGACCUAAACGUCCUCAGCUGGCUAACUAGCUGCGCAAAAGGAAGAGACCGCAGAGCAGACAUAAUUGGGCACGUGAUGGUGAUGGUAGCGCUGGCAGCGGUGCAUACCACUCUGCUUCGCAUGGUCAAUGUCUUGUAUGAUGUUGCUGCCGCCCCCUCUGAUCUGAAAGAACAGCUUCUCCAAGAGAUUGCUAGUGUCGCCCGCGGUGGCUGGCACGACAAUGGCAAUCCAUACGAUGCGCUGGCAAAGCUUGACAGCGUGCUGCGUGAGUCCCAGCGCAUCUCGCCUCCUACGACGCUGGGCAUGAAGCGGCUAUUCAAGGAGCCAUACCGGUUCCAGGACGGCACCCAGGUCGAGGCGGGGACGUACGCUUGCAUGCCUGUGUAUGCCAUUGAGAACGACCCUCUGACAACACCAAACCCUGAAGAGUUCGACGGACUGCGGGCUUUCCGAGCUUCACGGGAAGUCGAUUCCGACAGAGCUCACCAGUAUCUGUUCUCGUCGCCCGGUUCGGAUUUUCUCAAUUUUGGCUAUGGGAAAACAGCUUGUCCCGGACGGUUCUUCGCAAGCAUCGCGGUGAAAAUGGUCAUGGUCAAGGCGCUCACAGAUUAUGAAUUCAAGUUCCUUCCGCAUACCCAACGGCCGAGAAACAUUCUGGUGCAUGAGUUUCUCUUUACAUGGCCAUGGACUAAGAUGCUUGUGCGCCGGAAGAAAAAGGGUUCUUGUCCAUUUUGA
This is a messenger RNA of Diaporthe amygdali, 1857 nucleotides long. Its product is annotated as Ent-kaurene oxidase. Gene Ontology annotation, molecular function: iron ion binding; heme binding; monooxygenase activity. Bases 1 to 1857 code for a protein of 618 amino acids. The record is from RefSeq and is a predicted model, not a curated record. Lineage: Eukaryota; Fungi; Ascomycota; Sordariomycetes; Diaporthales; Diaporthaceae. The transcript is spliced from 7 exons.